This is a messenger RNA of Penicilliopsis zonata CBS 506.65, 1013 nucleotides long. RefSeq lists its product as hypothetical. The coding region runs from base 7 to 903 and encodes 298 amino acids. Lineage: Eukaryota; Fungi; Ascomycota; Eurotiomycetes; Eurotiales; Aspergillaceae. The transcript has 2 exons. The record is from RefSeq and is a predicted model, not a curated record.
GGCGCCAUGACUACCGCCAUCCCUCUCACGACAACCUUCACGCCCCCCGCGGCCUGCACGACCGACAUACAUUUCAUCGAAUAUGUCGACGGCAACAACUUUUUCUCUGCAGUCUCCACCACCGCCGAGAUCCUCUAUUAUAUGAGUCUCGGGCCGGAGGAUUGGAGCUCCUGUUUUCCCUCGGGAUAUGCAACAUCAUCCUAUUUUUCGCCGGGGAUUUGUCCGUCGGGGUACACCCAGGACGGAUUCUCAUACAUCACCCUCGACGGGAAUGUAGAAACGCGAGCGACAUGCUGUCCGGAAGGGUAUAAUGCCCAGACAGGAACAGACUGGCCAUGGUACAGCACUAAUCCGUGUACCUCGUCGAAUCCCUCCUCCAAUCAAGUCGUCACCUUUACCUACGGCAGCACACUUUCCUCGCAGACUGGGACGUAUGGAGUCAACGCCAAGGGUAUUUCCAUUCGCUAUCAGGCGUUUAAUUUUGCAAGCAGCACAACAACGGCCACGGCAACUGCCACAGGAGCAGGAACAGCAACAGCGACAGGAACAUCAAGUACAGGAAUACAGACCAGUACAAUAACCGGUACAACAACGAGUGGAAGGACUGGGGCAAUAGGGACGAUAGGGACAGUCAGCAGUGCAAGUACGGGCCUCUCGACCGGAGCAAAAGUCGGGAUCGGCGUCGGGGCUGGGGUCGGAGCCCUCUUAUUGCUUACUGUCGCUUACCUGAUCUAUCUGGUCCGAAAGAGAAAUAAACAGCUUCAAAAUCCGCAACCGCAACCGUCACAGUCACAGCCGCAACCGCCCUACUACCAGCCCCCGUCUGAGAUGGAAGAGACGCAGUUCAAGGGGCAUCUUAUGCAGGAUCAUUAUGGUCCUGUCGAGAUGAGCGCGGACCGGUGAUAGAAUAUCCAACUGUGUAAUGCUGCAUAUAUCUCAAUAGAAUAUUCUAUAAGUCAAUUGCUUAUGGAGCACUAAUAGUAUGAACCAUAUAGAAAUAUACUGUCUACUGC